UACGUUACACGCUGCGGCACAAAAACCGACGGAAGGAGAACAGAACAAUUCUCGAGUUCUACUAUCCCUACGCGAUUGUCGAUCUUCGAGUCCCACGGACCCCUGGUUCUCUGACCGAUUUGCGAGUGCUGCGACUGUUGGCAAUACUUUUAUAGUAACGCAGCAGUUACACACGAGUGAAUGUUUGCUGUCCCUGCCACGUUCAGAUCAAGUCUUGGGAAGAGGAAGAGGUCUACAAUCCUUUCGGAUGACCUAACUGGCGCAGCACAUAUCUCAGAUAACGCCGUGGAGCAUGAAAAAGACGUGCACAAUGAACGAUCUGCCUUAGCUGAACAGCCUGAAUCAGAACUUGCUGAUCUCCCGGAUGAAGUCAUUGAUCCAACUGACGAAGUCGAACUGAAGGAGGACGAAUCAGAUCUGAGACAGCAUCUCCUCCCGCCAGACCUCAUACAACUACCAACUAUGUCUACUACCAGAUCCUUGCAAAAGCGUCACCUGACGGCUCUCACUGCCCUUAUGCAUGUCUCGUUGCUUCGGAGAGAUUGGGAACGGGCGUACAAAGCCUUCUCCGUCCUGAUUCGCAUGAAAGAUGUCAAUUUCAAAAAGAUAUGGGGUAUUGGCCUUGAGGUGCUCAAACACGCACGACCAGAUAAGGCCCCUCUUUACCUCAAAAGGAUGUGCAUCAGGUAUCCUGUCUUGUCUAAUGCAAACAAGGACGCACUGGACGCUCGAACCUUUUUCAGAGCAUUGAUACUGCUGAGAAUUGAGAGGGCACAACACAACCCAAAGGAGUACAGUAUUGCUCAGGAAGAAAUGGAAGAGAAACUGUCUGAUCCAUCCUAUACAGAUGAUCCGAUGUUGCACACAUAUACUGGCAUGGUGUGUCUCGCUCGCUCUGGUCAUGAGACAGACAUUAGAAUCAGAGAAAUGUUACGGGAGAUUGCACGUAAAUGCUUUGAGGCGACAGCGAUAAAGGGGGGUGUCACGGGAAUCUCUCAUCAGAUAUUGAGGGAAUUGCAAGCUUUGAAGAAAGAUGAAAGCAAGGACGACAGUGAAGACUGACAUUUCCAGUGAUAGCCAGCCGUUUACCACAUGAAUCUUUGCAUCUCGCC
Saitoella complicata NRRL Y-17804 is the source of this 1112-nucleotide messenger RNA. RefSeq lists its product as uncharacterized. Gene Ontology annotation, cellular component: RNA polymerase I core factor complex. The coding region runs from base 181 to 1062 and encodes 293 amino acids. Gene Ontology annotation, biological process: transcription initiation at RNA polymerase I promoter; nucleolar large rRNA transcription by RNA polymerase I. Gene Ontology annotation, molecular function: RNA polymerase I core promoter sequence-specific DNA binding; RNA polymerase I general transcription initiation factor activity; TBP-class protein binding. NCBI's taxonomy places the organism in Eukaryota, Fungi, Ascomycota, Saitoellomycetes, Saitoellales, Saitoellaceae. The record is from RefSeq and is a predicted model, not a curated record. The transcript has 2 exons.